AUGAGCAGUUCGGAGGAGGUAUCAUGGAUAAAUUGGUUCUGCGGCCUCAGAGGGAAUGAAUACUUCUGCGAGGUGGACGAAGACUAUAUAAGUGAUAAGUUCAAUUUAACAGGUCUCAAUGAACAUGUUCCACAUUUCAGGCAGGCUUUGGAUAUGAUAUUGGACUUAGAACCAGAUGAUGACUUAGAAGAAAAUCAAAAUCAAUCAGAUUUGGUGGAACAGGCUGCAGAAAUGCUCUAUGGUCUGAUUCAUGCCCGUUACAUUUUAACUAACAGAGGUGUAAGCCAAAUGUUGGAAAAAUUUCAAGUUGGAGAAUUUGGUACCUGCCCCCGUGUUUAUUGUGAAUGCCAAAAAAUGUUGCCCAUUGGAUUGUCAGAUGUCCCAGGUGCAGCAAUGGUAAAGCUGUAUUGCCCCCGUUGUAUGGAUGUAUAUACUCCCAGAUCCUCACGUCACCACCGCACAGAUGGAGCCUACUUUGGAACUGGUUUCCCACACAUGGUGUUCAUGGUACAUCCAGAAUAUCGCCCGCAAUGCCCCAGUUCAGAGUUUGUGCCUAGACUAUAUGGGUUUAAAAUCCACCCUAUGGCCUACCAAAUUCAGACACAAGCUGCUGCCGGACACAAAUCACUUCGAACUCUGGCAUACAACAAUGGUAAACGAUAG
This is a messenger RNA of Pieris macdunnoughi, 663 nucleotides long. The record is from the annotation of a GenBank genome assembly. Lineage: Eukaryota; Metazoa; Arthropoda; Insecta; Lepidoptera; Pieridae.